Brettanomyces nanus is the source of this 543-nucleotide messenger RNA. RefSeq names its product translation machinery-associated protein 20 (gene TMA20). The coding region runs from base 1 to 543 and encodes 180 amino acids. Gene Ontology annotation, biological process: formation of translation preinitiation complex. The record is from RefSeq and is a predicted model, not a curated record. NCBI's taxonomy places the organism in Eukaryota, Fungi, Ascomycota, Pichiomycetes, Pichiales, Pichiaceae. The transcript has a single exon. Gene Ontology annotation, molecular function: RNA binding.
AUGUUUAAGAAAUUCACUAAAGAAGAUGUUCAUACGCAAACAAAUGUUAAAUCGUCGGUUCAGAGAGCGCUGAAGGCAAAACUCGUGGAUGAGUAUCCUAAAUUAGAAUCUGUGAUUGGUGAUUUGGUGCCGAAAAAGAGCUCGGUCGUUCUCUAUAGAUGCGAGGACAAGAUCCAGCUUUAUGCAGUGGACAAAGAGGUGAUGUUUUAUCAAAACUUCGAUGAACUACUACCUGCUUUGAGAAUGGUCCACAUGCAUCCCUCAUGUUUCCCUAGGGUGCAAGUCGAUCGUGGUGCCAUUAAGUUUAUUCUUUCUGGUGCUAAUAUUAUGUGUCCAGGUCUCACUUCCCCCGGUGCAAAAUUGCCCGAUGAAGAUUGGCCAGAAGGCACUACAGUGGCAGUCUAUGCAGAAGGUAAGGAGAAUGCCUUGGCUAUAGGAAAACUUCUUAUGAGUGUCGACGAAAUUAAGAAGGUUAACAAGGGUAUGGGAAUUGAGUUGAUUCACUACCUCGGUGACGGUUUAUGGGACUUUAACGUUGAUUAA